AUGGCACCCCAACAAAAUUCUACCCUAAUCGAUGGUAAUCUUGAAGUCUGUCCCUCAUUGUUGAAUAUACCGGGCGAAAUUAAUCGUUAUAGUCCCAUACUGCCGCCUAAAAAUAAAGAAAAUCUUGAUAAAAACAAUAAUAACAAUUACAAUAACAUUAAGAACAAUAAUAAUAAUAAUAAUAACAACAUUAUUAAUAAUUAUCAUGAACAUCAAGAUGUUAACUAUAUUCCCAAGUGGGAGCCAACGGAAAGGGAACUACGUAACUACUAUAAAUACAAACAUCAUCGUAGCGGAAGUAAUCGUAGUGGCCACAGUCGUCGAAGUCGUUCAAUUUCUUUAUACGGCGUCAAUAGUACAUUGGAGCAAGGUCAUAAAGAAAUAACAAUAUGGCUUAGCGAUGAACCCCGUUAUGUAUCUGGUGUCACCAAUAAAACUACAUGCAAUGACAUAAUCAAGGCUUUGAUUGAUGAUGAAAUCAGUAAUGGCAAUUAUGAAUACUGUCAACGAUUUAAAGAUGGAACAGCAUCGCGUGACUACAGCGAUUACGUUAUAACGGAAUGUUGGCGAGGUAUAGAACGCAGCUACGAUGGUAACAUGGCAAUUUUACCGGUUUGGAAAGCUUGGAGUCGUGUACACAAUGAGAUACGAUUAAGUUUAAAACAUCAUAAAGAUAUACAGGAUCCAGUAAAGGCUUUAAAAAACAACACCACCCUAUCGUCUAUACGUGAUUAUAUUUGCAAAUUGCUUACCUUUGGUAAAAAUAAAAAACGUAAUACAAAAUCAAAAAAGUCCAAUAAAUCAACAAAAUCCAAAAAAGAGGACAAAGAAAAUCCAACAAAAUCAAACGAUCUUAUGUUACUGCAAAAUAUUAAUGAGGAUAUUUGUACGAAAAAUGCGGAAGCCAAAGUGAAAAGUUCCAAUAUUAAACCCACAAUUGAAGAAACGGAAAUUCAAGCUAAAACUAAAAUAAAUAAAGAAAAGCUAUACAAAUUAUCUGAAACAAGAUCUUCGAUUCGUAAACGGCGUUCGGCUAGUAGACGUAAGGAUAAAAGAAGCUCUCAUGAUAGACGACGCGAUAGCGUUGACUUUAAUAACUUUCUACGCAAACGCAAAGAUUCCUCUAUACGUAGUUCUGUACGCAACAAAUUGGCCCAGAAAAAUGCCGAAAUGAAUGAACUUUAUGAUCGUGAAUAUGCUCUCACCAAGGAACUAACCAAUAAAUGUAAAAUGUAUAAGCUGCAAAAUGAUUUAUACACCACAUCCGAUAAAAAUCUUGAAAUAUCUGUGGGACAAAUUCAAAAAAGUAUUGAAGAGUGUGCCAAAGAAAUCAUACAGACAGAACACGAACUAUUAGAAGUUAAAAAUGAAAUAAAACACGAUAUUUCGAUUAUAAAUAAUCUUAAACGUUUAACAUUGGAUGCAGAUCUAAAUGAUUGUGGAGUGCCAAUCGAUUUAGACAAUAUUUUAAAGCCACCACCAACCGUUUUAGAGCCAACUCCAACUGCCACCAUAGAAACUAAGGACCAAAUGUUCUUUGUGGACAAUAUCUAUGAAUUUUGUGACAAUAAUGCCAGUAUGUUAGUUUAGCUAUGUUUAACAUAUUUACAUACUAUAUAGAAUUAACUUUAAAUAAUAAUUAAAUAAUUUGUAGACGGAUUAAUUUAUGUACAUAGUACUUACAUAUAUUUAAAUAAUUAGUAUCGUA
Lucilia sericata (common green bottle fly) is the source of this 1708-nucleotide messenger RNA. RefSeq names its product probable WRKY transcription factor protein 1 (gene meru). The record is from RefSeq and is a predicted model, not a curated record. The transcript is spliced from 4 exons. The coding region runs from base 1 to 1590 and encodes 529 amino acids. NCBI's taxonomy places the organism in Eukaryota, Metazoa, Arthropoda, Insecta, Diptera, Calliphoridae.